This is a messenger RNA of Diaporthe batatas, 2261 nucleotides long. RefSeq lists its product as uncharacterized. The record is from RefSeq and is a predicted model, not a curated record. Bases 160 to 2052 code for a protein of 630 amino acids. The transcript has 6 exons. NCBI's taxonomy places the organism in Eukaryota, Fungi, Ascomycota, Sordariomycetes, Diaporthales, Diaporthaceae. Gene Ontology annotation, molecular function: zinc ion binding; transcription cis-regulatory region binding; DNA-binding transcription factor activity, RNA polymerase II-specific. Gene Ontology annotation, biological process: regulation of DNA-templated transcription. Gene Ontology annotation, cellular component: nucleus.
GUUUGAAUCCACUGCCCGUGUGCUCUGGAGUGGAUUUCGCAACCUUACUCGUGCUUCCUAUCACAGCACAAUCCCAAUCCCGACUGAGUGCCAAACGGAACUCUGGAGUCCACCCGCAUACAACUCAUACAGUCUCCGACUCCCUGGCGCCACCAGCAAAUGCAACCGUCACCGGCCCGUGUGGCAAAGGCCGGCGGGGGCACACCGGCGCCGUACGGGCAUGCCUGCACGAACUGUGUCAAGGCCAAGUGCAAAUGCAUGUACGGCGAUCAUGUUGGCGCAUGCGAGAGGUGCUCUCGCUUGCAGAAGGACUGUCAGCCAUCAGUACCCAAUCGCAAGCGGUCGCAGAAGAAGGUCCCGGGGUCGAGGACAGCUCAUCUAGAGGAGAAGCUCGAUGACCUCGUUUCCCUAAUACGGUCCCAAACAGCCGUGAAAGGGCCUAAUGAAUCACCGCCAGUCCCGACCCCAGCGUCACUGGGCCAAACAACAUCUGAUGGAACCGCCCUUCCCUCCUCAGACUCAAGUCCCAACACCGUAGGUGCCUCAGCCGCAACCUGCCACGCACGGAGUGGCAAGAUGAACCCUUCCAGCAGCGCUGCGGACUCGGAACUAGACUACUACGUCCCCGAGAACGAGGCCCUGGAGCGCCUCGAUCUCUUCCGGCGGGACUAUCCACAGUUCGGCCCUAUAGUCUACAUACCGCCCAAGACGACUGCCAAGGAGCUCCAGCAGACUCGCCCUCUGCUGUGGAUGUCCAUCAUGGCUUGUACAUCCCGCUCUACAAAAGAGUCUCAUCUGAUUGGGGACAAGAUCCGCCACAUUGUCUCGGACAGGGUCGUCCGGCAGUAUGACAGGAGCCUGGACCUGCUGCAAGGCCUUCUGGUCUUCCUCUGCUGGCCACAUUCCCACAAAAAGGAAAACCCGUUCAUAUCGAUAUGGACUGGUAUCGGAGUUGCCAUCGCUCAAGAUCUUGGGCUCACGGCCAUCAAGACUGAAACUGCGUUCACUUUUAUGAAAAAGUUUGCCUUUCAUGGGAUGAAACACCCGCAGACGAAAGAAGGCACAAUGGAAGCAAGAAGGACAUUACUGGCUUUAUACGUUUGGUGUAACACGGCGUCGCAAAUGCUGAGAAGAGACAACCAACUUCGCUGGACACCUCACAUGGAGGAGAGCCUCCGGCUUUUGAUAGAACAGCCUGAGUGGGAUGGAGACAGGACACUUUCCGUACAAGUGCGCUGUGCUUUUAUUUCGGAGCAAAUGAAUGACCUCUUUAUACAACAGUCUCUCAGCGGAGAGAACCAGAUAUCACCAUACCUGAUUAAGGCUUUGGACGGACAACUGCAAGAUAUAUGGAGGACACUGCCAGGAAUUACAACCACUUCUCGUAAUGAAACAGUACUUCUCCACAUGUACGCCACUGAAGUGCUCAUAAAUGAGCUUGCACUACAUCUACCGCCAUCCACGGACCAUGCAGACGUCACGUUUCGCGUAGGGCGCUUGCAGAAGUGCCUCAAGGCCAUCGAGAACUGGUUCGAGACGUACGAGGCCACGCCGCCGUCUGUGGCGGUCGGCGGAACGUUCCAUAUCUUCGUUCAGCUUGUCAUCUGCCUGGUGACGAUCAUCAAACUCAGCAGACUUGAGGACUUCCCGGCCUGGGACGCAGCCGAAGUGCGGCGGCGGCUCGACAUCUUCGCCAUGUUCGACCGCGUCGCGGCACGCAUGGACAAGAUCCGUGUCGCGGUCGGGAUCCAGGAGGACGACGAGCGCGAGGAAAGCAUAUGGGCCAAAUCGGUCAAAGUUAUGGGUCUCAUGAAGGCCGGCGUCCAGGCAGACUGGGCAAGCCAUGGGAUCAUAGGCGGUGAGCCUGAUCCGUCCACAGCUGGUUCACAGGCCCUUGACCAUCGGCUGGCCAUGGCCGCAGGUAGUGAGGCGGUUAUGGGGGCCAACUUGCAGAUUAAUCACGACGCCCUGACAGGGGAGUUUGUGCACAAUUUUGGGGACGACCCAUGGCUGUCAGCAAUGUUUAUCCCGUGGGAUGCAAUGAAUUUCUGAGGGCGAGUUGGCAACCGCCGGCGAAAGGAGUACAGCUGAAACUCUCCACUGUGUUGCAACUCGGAUUCACUGCUUAUAUAGCAAAGUAAUAGAUUAGAGCCCUCCAAGCUUCCUUACAUGUAACAUUAUACAGUCAAAGCAGCAAUUAGUAUAAAUUUGUCUCCAAAAAGGAUUAAGCUGGAGGUAUUUAUUUUCUCAGCUCUAGAGCC